This is a messenger RNA of Eubalaena glacialis (North Atlantic right whale), 1536 nucleotides long. It is a transcript of the gene ZNF157, whose product is annotated as zinc finger protein 157. Gene Ontology annotation, biological process: regulation of immune system process; regulation of cytokine production; negative regulation of transcription by RNA polymerase II. The transcript is spliced from 4 exons. NCBI's taxonomy places the organism in Eukaryota, Metazoa, Chordata, Mammalia, Artiodactyla, Balaenidae. The record is from RefSeq and is a predicted model, not a curated record.
AUGCCAGCUAAUGGGAAAUCACCCCAGAGGUUUCCUGCCCUGGUUCCAGGACAACCUGGCAGAUCAUUUGAGGGAUCUGUGUCAUUUGAAGACGUGGCUGUGGAUUUUACCCAACAGGAGUGGUACAGACUGGACCCUGCCCAGAGGACCAUGCACAAGGAUGUGAUGCUGGAGAACUACAGCAACCUGGCGUCAGUGGGCCUCUGCGUGGCCAAACCAGAGAUGAUCUUCAAGUUGGAGCGAGGGGAAGAACUGUGGAUAUUAGAGGAGGAAUCCUCAGGCCAUGGUUACCCAGGCUCUCUCUCACUGCUGUGUGCCAACAAUUCUGUUGGGGGUAAUGCCCUCAGUCAUGAUAAUGACCUUCAGCAUCAGAAGAUUCAAACUUUGGAUCAAACUGUUGAAUAUGGGAAAGCCUUCUACAAGAGAACAGGCUUUGUUGGACAUAAAAGAACACACACAGGAGAGAAAAACUUUGAAUGUCAUGAAUGUGGGAAAACUUACUGCAGGAAAUCAAAUCUUAUUGAACAUCUGAGAAUACACACAGGCGAGAGACCCUAUAAAUGUGGUGAAUGUGCAAAAACCUUUAGUGCAAGAUCAUACCUCAUUGCUCAUCAGAAAACUCACACAGGGGAGAAGCCCUUUGAAUGUAAUGAAUGUGGAAAAUCUUUUGGCAGGAAGUCACAACUCAUUCUGCAUCGGAGAACACACACAGGAGAGAGACCCUAUGAAUGCACUGAGUGUGGGAAAACCUUUUCUGAGAAGGCAACCCUCAUGAUUCAUCAGAGAACUCACACAGGGGAGAAACCCUAUGAAUGUGGCGAAUGUGGGAAAACAUUUCGCGUUAAGAUAUCCCUUACUCAACACCAGAGAACUCAUACAGGGGAGAAACCCUAUGAAUGUGGUGAUUGUGGGAAAAACUUUCGUGCAAAAAAAUCCCUAAACCAACAUCAAAGAAUUCACACAGGCGAGAAACCCUAUAAAUGUGGUGUAUGUGGGAAAUUCUUCAGAAUGAAGAUGACUCUCAAUAAUCACCAGAGAACUCAUACAGGUGAAAAACCCUAUCAGUGUAACGAAUGUGGGAAAUCUUUCAGGGUGCACUCAUCUCUCGGAAUACAUCAGCGAAUUCACACAGGAGAGAAACCUUAUGAAUGUAAUAAAUGCGGUAAUGCCUUCUAUGUCAAAGCACGCCUCAUUGAACAUCAGAGAAUGCAUUCAGGAGAGAAACCCUAUGAAUGUAGUGAAUGUGGAAAAAUCUUCAGUAUGAAGAAAUCCCUGUGUCAACAUCGGAGAACUCACAUAGGAGAGAAACUUUAUGAAUGAAGUGAAUGCAGAAAUGCCUUCGCUGUGCAAGUAUGCCUCAUUGACAAAGGAGAGAGACCCUUUGAAUAUCAAGAAUGUGGGAAAGCCUUCUGCCAGAAAGCACACCUCACAGAACAUCAGAUAACUCACUUAGGCCAGCCCUUGCCUUGUACUAUGGAGAAAGCUUCUCUAAGAAGAUUCCUCUCAUCAUUUGACCAAGCCCUUUGGGCCAUCUGA